Molecule: messenger RNA, 2308 nt
Organism: Lolium rigidum
Lineage: Eukaryota; Viridiplantae; Streptophyta; Magnoliopsida; Poales; Poaceae
Exons: 4
Coding region: 289-2193 (634 amino acids)
Biological process (GO): regulation of photomorphogenesis
Source: RefSeq, a predicted model, not a curated record
UGCUCGCACUCGCAGGCAGGGUAUCCUCGCCGCCGUCGCCGCGCAGAUUGAGCGGCCGCUGCUUGCUAAUCGAGGCGAGCCAAGGCAGCAACUCUCUUGAUCGGGUUUCCCCGAGAUCUCGCCCUUCUCCAAUUCCUCCUGCUGCUGCUGCUCUGCUGUGGUUCUCACAUCACAAGAGACUCAAGGUGCGCACAUCCGUCUCCUCUGCUUGCUUUUGGCAAGAUUUUUGCAGAAGUACUCUAAACUUGUGAAGAAACACUACUUGAUUUUAUACCUAGUAACUCAAUCAUGUCAGGCUGUGCCAGGAAUAUAUUCGAUGAGGAAGAAGACUUUCAGGUUGGUUUGGGCAAAGGAAAUCCUGGGUGGAUGGCACGCUGGACCAGAGCAAGCAGCAGUGCAUAUGGCAAGAACUGUAGUCCUUUCGAGGAAGCCAACAAUAGCACUUGCACAAAAGAUUCUGGGGCUUCACUUUUUGAGCUUAAGAAAUCUAGCAUGGCUGAAAGGUUUAUGUUAGGAGGAAAUUACCAAGGAAUUUCAAUGGAGAAUAUGCAGCAGUUAAACUCUAACAUGUGGGGUGUGGGGGAUGAUGUUUGCCAAGAAGCUGAACAGAAGAAGAUUGAACAGCAAGAUGUGUCUUUUCAAAUUUCUCCAAUGCAGAUGCUCAGAGAUAGGAGUUUCUAUGCUAAGAGAGUAGUCUCAGAAACACUUUCCGUUUGCAGGCUUCCAGAUCUACCAUUGACUUUUCAGAAACUUGUGAACUCAGACGAGAACCUUGAUUCACAUUGGAACCAGUUUUCUAUGUUGCCAAUCAAUCAAAAAAUCGACAGGAUAUUCAAUCCAAAACGAAAGUAUGCCACUGGUACUGUGUUCGAUGAUCUUUUUGUGCCACAACAAACUCCGAUUCUAAAUGUGGCUCCCUCUGACUUGAUGGAAUUAUCACAUCAGGAGUAUGAGCUGCAGUCUCAUCGAAAAACUGACAGGGUCAGGGAUCAUUGCAAACCUGCAGGAGGCAUCAUCCGUCUCCGAGAAGAUCCUACCUGGAUCACUUCUGAUCAUGCAGGGAAGAAAUUAAAAGUUGACAAUAACUCAUUGUUAGAUUGUCUAAUAGAUGAGCAGGAUGCAGGUCACUAUUUUGCAAACCCAAAUCUGGAGCCACUCUGCAAAUUUGGUGAAAAGACAUUCAAUCUUUCAGAAUACAAUGAGAAGGGCCAAAGUGUUGGAGGGGCCUCUCAGAAUCAGAAGUCAAGAACACCGGCUGGACUCAAUGAGAAGGGCCAAAGUGUUGGAGGGGUGUCUCAGAAUCAGAAGUCGAGAACGCCGGCUGGACUCGAUGAAAGACAACCACAGGAGGAAUUUACAGAUUCCAGUAAAGAAAAAGUUCCACAUUUAUUUGAAAUGCUGACAACACCUUCCAACUCUAGUGGCGUUGGAGUUUGCUUGUAUGGCCCAAAUAUUGACAGUCAUUUGUUAGGAGCUCAAAAACAAUUCUCACCUAAAACUGAAAAGUUGCACAGUGAGACACAACAUGUGUCAAAACUGUCAGCAGGUAUCACUUUAUCGUUGGCAGAAAAGGACAAUUGCUGCGCAGAAAAAGCGAAUGAGCAGCUGGCAACUCUGUCCAUCAAAGGAUCACCAAGACACAAUGAAGAAAGCAGAUUACGUAAUUUCAAUGUCAAUCAAGAUUUUUCCAGCAAGCCCAAUACCGAAACCAUGGACUUGGAUCCCCUGCCAUUUCAACCAAGCAGGACGAAAAAUCAACCCCCCAACAGCACAACUGAAUCGCCAGCGCGUACCGAGCCAAGCGACAGAUGGCUCAAGCGUCUGCGCCACGAUGUCGCAGAUCCUCGUGGAAGCCCCGAUUCCAAGAGGCCCAAAAGUGUAGACUGCUGUCCUGUUGGAGGAGCAAGCAGAAUGCCCGACACUGACAACGCUGACCAUGCCGAGGCAAGGAGCGUCCACUCCUGGGUAGGAAGAUGGUGUGUGGGUGGUGGUUCCCCUGCUCCGCAUGGAGAUCCGGACCAGAGAGAGCGAGCAGCAGCGAAGCCUGGCGUGGCAACCGGAGAACUCGGAGUUGGCGGACACUUCCCGAGCAUCAAGGCGAUGGCGAUGAUGGGGCGUGUGAUGAGCAAGAUCCGGCCGCUUGAUCGCGAGAAGAAGGGCCCUUGCGUGAUGUGGAAGACUGAGGGAGCCUAAGUGAGUGGCUAGCAGGUCUGUUUUUUAUUUCUUUGUUAUGUUGAAGGUAGUGGUGUAUGUUGCUGUUGCAUUUCGUGUGGUUUGUUCCUAAGAAUGUAAAGUGUACAUAAAUAUG